Thlaspi arvense is the source of this 1395-nucleotide messenger RNA. Lineage: Eukaryota; Viridiplantae; Streptophyta; Magnoliopsida; Brassicales; Brassicaceae. The record is from the annotation of a GenBank genome assembly.
CCAGAACGGUUUAGAAAGCAAGGUGGAGGAGAGAAAAGAAUCACCUGAGAUUCUCCGACGGAGGAGGUUGAGGUUGUCUUUCUCUACGCACGAACCCUAAACCCUCUUCUAGCCAUUUCCUCCAUAUUCAGGCACUCAAAAAGUCUUUUUGAAUUAGUUCGAGGUUUUAGCUUAACCUUUGGAGGCGCCAAAGUCAUGCUCUUCCACAGGCUAUCAAGAAUAGCUUCUCGCAUUGUCAAAGAGCUUCCAAGAGAGAGCCAUUUCUCAAUAUGUGGAAGGCGGUUUCUACAAAGGUCUUAUGGCCAAUAUCUGCAAUCUUCGGUUAGUCUGAGCUUUGUUCUCAGUUUAUUGCACCUUGAAUUCUUCAUAUGCUUCUUACUAGUCUGCUCUGCGAAUGUCGUGAAAUGGAUUAGCUAUUUAGAGUUGAUGCUAUCAAUAAUUGUGAUCAAAAGUGAAUUAGCUUCGAAAUCGCUUCAUGUUCUUCUUAUGCCUUAUCUUGAUUUGAAAUCUCUGCUCUUCCUUCUUUUUGACAAGGCUGUACUAGAGAGGCAAACUAGGACAUUUCAGGAAGCCUUAUUGUCGAAUAGUCAUAAGUUUUGUACAUCUUUCAGCACUGCCUCUGAAAAAGGAUGCGAAGAAACAGAAAAGAUAAACGUUAUCUUUGUUGAUAAAGAUGGAGAGGAGAUUCAUGUCAAGGUCCCAAUUGGAAUGAACAUCCUUGAAGCUGCUCAUCAAAAUGAUAUAGAACUCGAAGGCACCAUUUUCUUCCACUUCUUCUUUGUUUUUGCUUUGUUUUGGGCGUGUGAGGGUUCUCUAGCGUGUUCAACGUGCCACGUGAUUGUUAUGGACACGGAGUACUACAACAAACUCGAAGAACCAACAGAUGAAGAGAACGAUAUGCUGGAUCUUGCUUUCGGGUUAACAGAAACGUCAGUUCUCUCUCUGUCUUAUGCUUUAAAUGGCGUUUCAGUGAAAAACAUUUGAUAUGUUUCACUGAAAAUGAUGUUUGUAGGUCGAGAUUGGGAUGUCAAGUCAUAGCAAAAGCAGAGCUAGAUGGAGUACGCUUAGCCAUUCCUUCAGCCACUAGGAAUUUCGCAGUUGAUGGGUUCGUUCCAAAACCUCACUAGCCCACUUCAAAGUCGCUCGCAGCAGAACUAGUUGAGUUAUGAGUUUUCGAGUUUACACUUGUUUAUUAUCCGAGAAACCAUAUUACAUAAAAGCUUAGUGAGUUAUAUAUGCUGUAAUUCGUCUUUGUACUUAAGACAUUACCACAGAGAAAACUUAUUGGAGCCUCCUCAUAAUAAUUGCAACUGAAACGAUAUGGUAGCUCUGCUUUCAUUGCUAUCCCUUUGUUCACCACAAGCACAUCCCCUUGUGGCCUGAACUCAAGACAAG